This is a messenger RNA of Lactuca virosa, 777 nucleotides long. Lineage: Eukaryota; Viridiplantae; Streptophyta; Magnoliopsida; Asterales; Asteraceae. The record is from the annotation of a GenBank genome assembly.
AUGAUUAAGAGAAUUGGGGCAUCCACAACGUUUGUGGAAAUUGCUCUUUCAAGUGACAUACAAUUAGACAUAAUCAGUCUUGCGGCAAUUAAAAGUGGAGGAGGUCCAAGCCCAGGAGGAAAGGGACAUGAGUUUCCAGGUGGUAAGUCUUUAGGAAAUAACAAGAACUCAGGGCCUAGUCCUGUAGGGAAGGGACAUGAAUUUACCAACGAUAAGAUUUUUAGCAAUAUCAAAAACUCUGGUCCAAGUCCAGGUGGUAAAGGACACGGAUUUCGUUAUGCUGAAAGUUUUGGAAACAUCAAGAACUCGGGUCCAAGUUCUGGGGGGAAGGGGCAUGAAUUUACUACUGUUAAAAUCCAUUCUAAGAUAAAGAUUACCGGACGAAGAGGAGGAGAAAAGGGCCAUGACUUCCCUAGCAGUGUUGAAACUCUUGGGAAUAUCUUGAACUCUGGCCCACGAUGGGGUGGCAAAGUAGAUACGGUUGUUGAUGUUGGGGCACUGCAAGGUAGGUCAGUUGACGGGCUGCACUGCAGAGCAUCUGUUGUUUCCGAUUUGGGGGUCUUUCGGAGACGACGAACCAUGAUGAUACUCUGCUCUUCCUUCUACAUUUCUUCCGGUAGAAGGUUUCGGAAGGAAGCUCUUACAAGUUUAUGUUGGUUGAAUGGGCUCAAAAUGAACAGUCCCUAUUAUAAGAGCUACUUACAAGAGCUAUUAUAUGUUGUUGGAGCGGAAAUGGAGCAAAAAUCCCGAGAAAACAGAGUUGAACUGCAAAUAUGA